Symbiodinium natans is the source of this 609-nucleotide messenger RNA. The record is from the annotation of a GenBank genome assembly. NCBI's taxonomy places the organism in Eukaryota, Dinophyceae, Suessiales, Symbiodiniaceae.
AUGCUGAAGCAGAAGAACCGAACGGGAGUCAUAGCCGCUGACCUAGCAAUCCAAGGCUUCAACCGCGGAAACACGGUGCUGGCACUUGGACCAGAGAAGUACCGUUCCACGAAGUCGCAGUUUUGGAAGGACACCGAGGAGCUGGAACGCUUCCCCCCCAAGUACCAGGACCAACAGGAUGUCUUCGAGGAGUAUCUUCACAACGGAUCACUUUCCCCAUCGCGACACCAGCUUGCGCUCAAGAGCUCGUCUGGACUGAUGGAGUUGCAUUACGACACCAUGAGGAAGAGGGCCAAAGAACGUGCAGCUCACCCGGUCCAAAAGAAGCUGCCCAGCAUGGACAGAGCUUACUCCGCUUGCGCUGGUUACAGUGGUCUCAUUCCGGGCAAGAUCUCGGGCAAUAUUGUCGGGUGCUCCUGGCGGGAGGGCAGUCGCUUGGCCUUGGAGACGCAGGGGCAGUUCUUCAAACCGCCAAUGUCCGGACUGGUCUUCUCACUCAAGAGGAGGACUCUGAGCCGGAGUGCAUCGCUUCCAGGGGUGGAUGGCAUGAAUGCUUCCAAGAUGAAUGCUAGCACACUGAAGCUUGAUGAUCGCAGCGCGUUUCCGUAG